This is a messenger RNA of Chaetomium strumarium, 3966 nucleotides long. Its product is annotated as pectin lyase fold/virulence factor. NCBI's taxonomy places the organism in Eukaryota, Fungi, Ascomycota, Sordariomycetes, Sordariales, Chaetomiaceae. The transcript has 7 exons. Gene Ontology annotation, molecular function: polygalacturonase activity. The record is from RefSeq and is a predicted model, not a curated record. Bases 1 to 3966 code for a protein of 1321 amino acids.
AUGGUAAACCUGGCUGCCAACACAGUCAUUCGCGGCGGCUAUUCCAAUCAGAGCGGCACCAGGACGAUGCAGUUCAACGGUGCUGCGGCAGAGAGCGGGAGUCCUGGCUCGGGCUAUUGGCUACCGAGUCUGGCAACUCUGGGGACGCAACCCCUGGCCGGAGAUGGCUACCAGUUCUUCCGCGAUGUUACGGACUUUGGGGCCGACAACACGGGCAAAACGGACGCCAGUGAGGCCAUCAACGCGGCUGUCAGCAGCUGGAGCAAGUCGUCGGCGAAGGGCGGCGACACUCGCUGCGGCAAAACCUGCGGCAACACGUUCACGCAGGGCGCCAUCGUCUACUUCCCGGCCGGCACCUACAAGAUCUGCAAGCCCGUGGUCCAGCUGUACUACACUCAGUUCAUUGGGGACGCGAGUAAGCCCCCGACGAUCAAGGGAUGCCGCACCUUCGAGGGGAUCGCGCUGUUCGACACGGACCCGUACAUCCCCGGCGGCGCGGGCGCGCAGUGGUACAUCAACCAGAAUCAGUUCUUCCGGCAGAUUCGCAACUUCAUCUUCGACAUGCCGCGCUCGACGGCCGAGAAUGACCAGCAGCUUGUGCCGACGGGAAUCCACUGGCAGGUGGCGCAGGCAACGUCGCUGCAGAACCUUGUCUUGAACAUGCCCAAGAGCAGCGGCAGCUCUUCGGCAAACGCCACUACGGCUGUGGGGAUUUUCACCGAAAACGGCAGCGGGGGUUUCGUGUCCGACCUCACGUUCAACGGCGGCAGCAUCGGGUGGCGGGUGGGAUCACAGCAGUUCACGGCGCGCAACCUCAAAUUCAACGACUAUCUUACGGCCAUUCAGAUGAUCUGGGACUGGGGCUUCACCUGGCAAGGCAUCGAGAUCCACGGUGGUGCCGCCGGCUUCAACAUUUCCGGGGCCGGCGGCGCUACGGGCCAAGGCACCGGAAGCGUUUCCUUGGUCGACUGCUCGGUGAAUGAUGUGCCCGUCGGCAUCUUGACAAGCAACAAUGCAGCCAAGGCACCGAACAUAGUCUUGGACAACACCGUCUUCUCCAACGUGGACAGGAUCAUCCAGGCCGACGGCGGGGACACGAUCCUGUCUGAGAACUCACACCUGUGGGCAACCGGCAAGCGCUACAACGGCUCUGUCGGCUCAUCCAGGGCAGGGAAUGUCGAGGCACCGGCCAAAGCAAAGUCCCUUCUUGACAAGAAUAGCAAGCUCUUUGUGCCCUCGCGGCCACAGUACGAGACGUUGAGCGCCGACUCCUUCCUGGCGGCCACCACGGAUGGCGGCUGCCAGAACAACGGGACGGGCGACCAGACAAUCUGCCUCAACUCGUUCCUGCAGAAGGCCGUGGCCGCAAACAAGAUCGCCUUCUUUCCGGCGGGCAUCUACACGGUGGGGCGCACCGUGAUGAUCCCGACGGGCUCGCGGGUGCAGGGUUCGAGCUGGUCCCAGAUCCAGGGGGCGCGCUAUUACUCUGGCGAUAUGCAGAAUCCGAAGGUCAUGGUGCGGGACGGCAACAGGGGCGACGUCGGCACCAUGGAAAUCGUGGAGAUGCUGUUCUCGGUCCGAGGCGGCACCGCCGGCGCCGUGCUUAUGGAAUGGAACACGGCCGCGGUCGACCAGGGAGCAGCGGCCAUGUGGGAUUCCCACUUCCGUGUUGGCGGCGGCAAGGGCACGGAUCUCGACUUGGUCCGCUGCCCCAAGUUCAGCGCCAACGACGACUGCAUCGCCGCCUCGCUGAUGUUUCACCUCACGGCCCAUGCAUCCGGAUACUUCGAGAACGUGUGGGCGUGGGUGGCAGACCACGACAACGACGUCUCCAUAUACAACCAGCCCGACUCGUCAUCCACGCAGAUCAGCAUCUUUGGUGCCCGCGGAAUGCUGAUCGAGUGGCAAGGCCCGUCGUGGCUCUACGGCGGGGGCUCGGAGCACUCGGUCCUGUACAACUACCUCCUUAGCGACGCCAAGAGCGUCUACAUGGGCCACAUGCAGACGGUGUCCCCGUACUUCCAGCCCAACCCGGGCGCACCCGUUCCCUUCGAAGCAGCGUCCGAGUUCGCCAAUGACCCCGACUUCAGCCAGUGCAACCUUACGGCCAGCACCGUGGACGAGCGGUGUCGCUACGCCUGGGGUCUUCGGGUCGUCGACUCGACCGAUGUCACGAUCCACAGCGCCGGUCUGUACAGCUUCUUCAACGAGUACUACCAGGACUGCAUCGAGACGAACAACUGCCAAGAGCGCAUCCUGGAAAGCGACGCCAACCAGCGGGGCUUCACGACCGAAGUGGGCGUGUGGGUGCCGCUUCCCGGCAAGAACCACGACAAUGUGGUGUAUGUCGGCCCUGACAUCUUCACCAAGCCCACCAUGAGUUGCUCGGCCCCCUGCGUGCUGCUACACUACCUCAUUCGAGAGUACGGCACGGUCACGACGACUUCGUUGCAUGGCGCUCCGACCGCUGUCUUUGUCACAUCCACCACAACGGUGAUCAUCUCGAUCCCCCCGAUCACCGUCAGCGGCAUGCCCUACUCCAAUGUCAACGUCACGUCUGGCGGGGAAGCAGAGAUCACCGUCUACCCCAGCAUCAGCGUUCCCCCAGUCACCGUCGGGAUUCCCGACGGCAGAGGAAGCACGACGUCCCGAACAGUCCCCCUGCCGCCGUGGCCCUUGGUGAAUCAGGGGCCCAGCGGCACCAACUUGAUCACCGAUCCGGGCAGGGAGUCCCCCAGCAAGAAUAACACCAACACUGGCUCCUUGACAAGCCGCACCACAUACCACACGGGCAUCACGUCCACCGUUGUGGCUCCUUUUGGACUGACGGUCACGACCGUGACAUUCCCCCGUUCGAUCGUCCCGACCACCAUUUCGUGCCCUGCCACGACAGAAAUCGCCUUCGCCACACCGGCCAUCACGGUCCGCACAACGUGCACCGAUUCGGGCUCCCUUGCCCUCACCUUUAGCUGCCCGGCCAGCAAGAUUGGCAUGCUCCUUGCGGCCACGGUGGCCGUGGUAAAUGCGGACUGCACCUUGGUCACGGCCUGGAGCACAGGCCAAUACGCGUCCUCGACGACGGAGCCGCUGCCGGUGUGGGUCACGUGGCCGCGCUACGGCAGCAUCGUGCCCGUCACAACGCCGGUGAGCAGCCCGCAGCCGACGGACAACGGCGUGGUCGUGCCCUGCAGCCUGUGGUUCUCCUUCCUCUGCAUCUCGUGGGGCGAGAUUCACGGCGACGGCUGGGUGCUGGCCCUGCCUCCGGGCACCUACGGCCCGGGCCCGCUGCCGCCGGACUACAUCCGAUGGCCUCCCGGGUUCGGGCUUCAAGGCACGGUGCCGCCCUGGCCCCGCAUCACCAUCGGAGACGACCACUGGCUCACGACCGACGACAAGCAGCCCGAGUGCGAGACCCAGACGGCACAGCUGUGCACCACCACGACCUUCUUCUCGGCCACGACGACGAGCCACGGCGUGACGACAACCACGCUGACGUCUACGUCGGAGCACUGCGAGACCAUCACCGGCUGCUCCGUCCGGGACUCGCAGUCGUCUGCCACGUCGACCAACGUCGAGGUGGGCACGCAAGUCAUCGCGCCCGUAGGGACGUGGUACAGCGAGGCAUGGCCGGCGCCCGACAUGGGUGCCGCGUACGGCAGCUCCGUGUUUGCCGUGUUGAGCGCCGACAUCGCCGCCGACAGCGCCCGUGCUGGCGGUCCCGCCAUCAGCUUCAUGUCCGGGCCGACCGCGUCCCCGACCUGCGUGAGCGGCACCGGCUGCGGCGGCCGCCUCUGCUCCGGCUACUGGUGCACGCCCCAUCCGUCCGACCCCAACUCGGUCGGCUACUCGGCGCCCAGGACGACCAUUAAGUCCUCCUCCUCCUCCACCACCACCAUCACCAGGUCGAAAACCUGCACUAUCACGGACCUCGUCAAGCACCACGACGACGACGACGAAGACGGCUGA